AACGUGAGCCCAACUCCACUAAAAGGUCAAAGUCUUCCUUAUGUGACUCAAAUCCCAAUACAAGUCAUAGUUAUCAAUGUCCCCGGCAGAUCAGGCGAAACUUGCAUGUAAUUUUCGUUGAUCCCAAAAUCACCCAAGGAAUGGCGGAUCACCACCACCAUCACCACCGUCCCAACCGCCUCUCGCUUCCUCCACGCGCCACCUUUUUUACCACCCCCACCACAACAGCAACCACCCCAAGAUCUUACCCUCUGUAUUCCUAUCCUUCCAUGGCAACCCCAACUCCGACUCUCUCAAAACACCGCCUUUCCCUCCAGUCUGCCAAACCAUCGUCUUCCUCCUCCUCCUUUUCCUUCCUCCUUCUCCUCCUCUUUUCCCUCCGCUCUCUUUACUCUCUCCUCCCUUUCCUCCGUUCUUCUCCUCCUUCUUUCUCACUCUUCCCUUUCUCUUUCCUCAUUUCCUUCCUCUCUUUCCUCCUUUCUCUCUCAUUUACCCUCUUCUCCAAUAAACACCCCAGAAACCAUCCAAAAUUUUCCCUUUCCUCUCUCUCCAACUCUCAGCUCAAACUUUUACUCUUAAAGUCCUUCCUUUUAUCAAUUAUCUUCCUUCUCAGGUUCCAAGCUCUUAGAUACUGUGGUACAGCUGCUAUGAUCUUAGCUGAACUAUCCGGAAACCUUGCUGGCAGGUUAUUUUCCGUAGAGAAAACCCCGAAGAAAAGGUCCUUUUUGUCGUCUCAUUUUAUUGGGUUUUGCUUUUUAUUUAUUGGUUUAAUGUUAUUAUCUUUAAGUUGGGAUAGAGUUGAUUGUUUUCCUAUAAAUAAGACUGGGUUUUCGAUUUAUGCUAGAGAAGGUUGUGUUAGAAUUUGGCCCAUGUUAUUGCCGUUUUUAUCAGGAUUUUUAGGUUGUUAUGAGAAGGUUUCCAUGAACUCGGGGAGCAUUAGGCUGCUUGGUCGAAAAAGGGUUCGGUUGAUUUCAUUGUUUUUCACUACUGUUAUGCUUUUUGUUCCUGCUGUUAUUAGUUUCCUUUUUUAUGAAAUUGAAGGAGGAGGAAAUAUUUCUAUUGAGAAUUUAGGUUGGCCUCUGGUGAAUACUGUUGUUUUUGGAGUGCUUUUGAGUGAGAAUUAUAAUGAUGACAAUGAUAAGUUAGUGAGUUCUAAAGAUUUUCAAAGGGAGUUUGUGGUUACUUUUGUUUAUACCAUUGUUUUGGAGUUGUUUUAUUUCGAUGAGUUAUCUCUCUCGGGAUUGUUGUUGUGCGGUUUAUUGUUGUACUUUGCUGUUCGAGAGCUGGAUCCUGUUUAUUCGAGUUAUACUGAAUUGGGGAUAGAAUCUUCAGAGUCAUUUAGUAUGUCGAUAAUGAAACCUAUUCGGCAUAUUUUGAGUGAGCGAAAGUCUCGGAAGAUUGCAUUGUUUCUGUUGAUUAAUACUGGAUAUAUGGUUGUGGAAUUUGUUGCUGGCUUCAUGAGUAAUAGUCUUGGAUUGAUAUCAGAUGCAUGUCACAUGUUGUUUGAUUGUGCUGCGCUGGCUAUCGGGCUUUAUGCUUCGUAUAUUUCACGGUUGCCCGCUAAUAAUCAGUUCAAUUAUGGUAGAGGCAGAUUUGAGAUUCUAUCAGGGUACGCUAAUGCAGUUUUCCUAGUUCUAGUCGGGGCAUUAAUUGUGUUGGAAUCCUUUGAGAGGAUUUUAGAUCCACAAGAAAUAUCAACUAACAGUAUUUUAACUGUCUCAAUUGGAGGGCUCAUUGUCAAUGUGGUGGGUUUGAUAUUCUUUCAUGAGGAGCAUCAUCAUGCACAUGGCGGAUCAUGUUCGCACUCACAUUCCCAUCCCCAUCCCCAUUCUCACUCUCAUGACCACCAUCAUCAGCAUUCACAUGAUCAUGAAAGUCAUGUUCAACACCAUGAGCUUAUAAAUGUUUCAGAUGGAUGCCGUGAAUUGUGCUCUGGCCGUGAACAGCAUCACAGUAACCAACAUGGCAGCAACAUUUACCAUGCUGAAGAUCACAAAAAACACACUGAGUGUCAUGGCCACCAUGACCAUGCUCACGAUCAUGCCCCCCAUGAUUGUGCCCACCAUCAUGAUCACCAUCACCACAGACACCAAAGUGAUCACAAGGAUCAUCAUCAUGAUCAAGGAGCAGGCUUGCACUCCCGUGCUCACUAUUCGGAAUCUAAAGGUCAUUUAUUAUUGGCACGUAGUAGAUCCAAACAGAAGCAACUUCCAUCUGAAGGGAAGGAACCACAGAAGCACCAUCAUCGUCACAUUGACCACAAUAUGGAAGGAAUCUUCUUGCAUGUUCUGGCCGACACCAUGGGAAGUGUUGGAGUUGUAGUAUCUACCCUCUUAAUUAAGUACAAAGGAUGGCUUGUUGCUGAUCCUGCAUGUUCAAUAUUCAUUUCAGUUUUAAUUAUAUCAUCAGUUUUCCCAUUACUCAGGAACUCUGCUGAAAUUUUGCUUCAAAGACUUCCUAGGGCACAGGAGCAGGGUUUGAAUAAGGCCAUGAGUGAUGUUAUGAAGAUGAAGGGCGUAUGUCGAGUUCAGAACUUGCAUGUAUGGAGCUUCACAAACACAGACAUUGUGGGAACAGUCCACCUCCAUAUAUCAGCUGAAACUGACAAGGCAGCUACUAAAGCAGAGGUGUCGCAGAUCUUACAUGAUGCUGGAAUCAAGGAUUUGACAUUGCAAGUGGAAUGUGCGGAACUAUAGUAACUGGUCUUAGGUUACACUACAGAGAGGUGAGACUAGCUCAUUCAUUUUUAGGACGGAAUCUUUUUAUGAUCAAAGGCAACAGAUAGCUUCAAUUGAUAUACUGUUGUUAAGGAGUGUGGCUUUCUCAAUGCUACCUUGGCGCAUGUAUAUACACAUAAGAGUUGAGUUCAACAUUGAUAUUUUUCGUCAAGCAACAGAAAAGAAACAGGUAAAUGUUUAUGUUCAUUACACAGUGUCUUACAAAACUAAAGGAUAGUAAUAAUUUUCUCAUAGGUUCAGGUGCCUAAAAUCAAAACAAGAAGAUUUAAUUGGUUAUGUAACGAAACACAGCUACAUUAUUUUCUUAUGUAACCUUUUUGCUUACAAAGGGGAAAACUUGUUUUUAUGGUUCAUUUGGAUCCAACUGUCAAAUUUAUGUUAUAAUUUUGGCUUGUUUAUUGAAAGUAUAAUUCGAUCAGAAACAAAAAGAAUGUUGAACUACAUGUUUUGGAAGCAUUUAGAUACAUCAAAAUGCUUGUUGCCGGCGUCAAUAUCCUAAAUUCUCAUUAUUGAUAAUGAGUAAUGGACAGAUUCCUGCUUUCCUGUGUUUACCAUAGCUUCAAAGUGAGGAACUAAGCCUGUUUCCAGCAAAGCCCUGUAUACCUCACCAGUGUUUUUUGAGGUUUGAUUAGGGAAGGUUAGACAGAGACCAGGUCUUUCCUAAUUGAGACGUUUUAAUCUUCUACUUGGGCUGAUUUUGGAAUGAGUCAGCUCUUCAUUUUUCAUCUUGAAAAGGCUUCUUUAACAUCAAGAGAUUGAUGGAAUAAGUACCAAAUACUUCAUAAAAUCCAUAACUGAGAAGUCAAUUUCUAG
This is a messenger RNA of Durio zibethinus, 3551 nucleotides long. RefSeq names its product putative zinc transporter MSC2. Gene Ontology annotation, cellular component: Golgi apparatus; membrane. NCBI's taxonomy places the organism in Eukaryota, Viridiplantae, Streptophyta, Magnoliopsida, Malvales, Malvaceae. Gene Ontology annotation, molecular function: zinc ion transmembrane transporter activity. Gene Ontology annotation, biological process: transmembrane transport; zinc ion transport; intracellular zinc ion homeostasis. The record is from RefSeq and is a predicted model, not a curated record.